Messenger RNA from Mirounga angustirostris (Northern elephant seal), 2629 nucleotides. RefSeq names its product inhibitory synaptic factor 2A (gene INSYN2A). The record is from RefSeq and is a predicted model, not a curated record. Lineage: Eukaryota; Metazoa; Chordata; Mammalia; Carnivora; Phocidae. Gene Ontology annotation, biological process: inhibitory postsynaptic potential. Gene Ontology annotation, cellular component: postsynaptic density. Bases 19 to 1494 code for a protein of 491 amino acids. The transcript has 3 exons.
UGGGUUUCUAUUUCACUGAUGCCUGUGUUGAUGUUUCUGAACGCAGGAAUCAUGGUCAGUAAGGAAAGCGGCAAAUGUGUCCUCACGGCAUCAGAGAGUGAGGUGGAGCCUGCCGCCGGCCUGGCCCUGGAGAUGAAGUAUGCCCUGGAUCCCAACCGGCAGAUUAAAAAACGGAAUAAAGCCCUCCAGGUGCGGUUUAAGGAUAUCUGCGAGGCGCAGAAUGAGCAGAGGGACACGCAGCUCUCGGCGGGACAGCCAGGCGAGAAGCGGGAGGCCAAGCCCGUAUCCUACAGGGCAGCCUACCGCAAGUACAUGACCGUGCCCGCUCGGAGGUCCAUCCCCAAUGUCACCAAGAGCACAGGCGUGCAGACCUCGCCAGACCUGAAAAAGUGUUACCAGACCUUCCCUCUGGACCGCAAGAAAGGGACUCUCAAAAGCAUCCCCGCUGCGGAUGCCUUUAAAAGUCACAACAAUGGGUUUGCGGUGGAUGCGAAGGAGAAGCCCGAGGAAGGACCCGGGGAGGAGGCCCGGCCGUGCGGUGCCGGCCGGGUGCACAGGACGGCAGCCUUGGUUUUCCACUCCGAUGAACACAUGAACGCGCUGGACCAGCCUGCUGGGCUCAACUGUGCAGAGCCAUGCAGAAACCCUGACGUGCACAGCUGCCGAGAUGAGCCUCUCCAAAACUCCGCCCGGCCUCCCUCCCAGGAGCCUGAUUACCAGCUGCACGGGAAAGCAAAGCACGACAGGGCGACACCGGACACCGAGGAAGCCGCUCUGUCGGCCCACGGGACCGUGUUUAAAACCGAGGUGGCCACCGUUUAUGCACCUGCCUCCAGCGCAAAGGCCCCCGAGGCUGCCUUGUCAAACUCUGCCGCCACGAGCGAGUGGCCCCUCUGCCCGGCGGCCGACCAGGAGCGGAGGAGAGCCUCGCGUCUCAAUGCGCUCCAGGGUCCCCAGGGCCCCGAGGCGGCCUGCUUGCCCCCGAUGCAGUGCCUGUCCCCCGAAUGUAGCGAGCAGCCCCCGCAGACUCGAGCCCCGCCGGGGGAGGAGAGCCAGCCUUGUCCCACGGCCGCCGCUGUGGGUGAAGAAUGCCGACAAAUCGUGCCUCACACGGAAGUCGUCGAUCUGAAAGCACAGCUACAGGUGAUGGAGGACCUGAUCAGCUCCAGCCAAGAAACCAUCAAAGUGCUCUUGGGGGUCAUUCAGGAGUUGGAGAAAGGAGAGGCCCAUCGGGAAGGGCUUUCAUAUCGGACUGGGCAAGACACAGCUAAUUGUGACACAUGCAGGAACAGUGCAUGUAUUAUCUAUAGUGUGGAGCUGGACUUUAAGCAGCAAGAAGACAAGCUCCAGCCAGUUCUGAAGAAACUCCAUCCUUUUGAGGAGACUCAGGUUGCACCUUCGCCUUACUCUCAGGAGCCCUACUCCGCUACUCCCAAACAAAAAUCCAAACCCGAAUCUAAAAAGCACGGAAGAUGGAAACUCUGGUUUCUUUAAAACUCAUGGUGUGUGGAGCCUAAAGGCCGUCUUUAAAACCCACUGGAGUUAAGUAAAUCCUUUUCCAAAACGAAUAGGAUCGAGUGAGCCGUGGCUGGCUCGGGCGCCUCCCACUUCCCACCCUGCUUACCAAAAAGGCCUUUGUACCAACAGAUAAUGACCAGAAGCAAGGUAGUAAACGUCAUACCUUGCCUGCUGUUCUUUGCCGUUCACGGAUGUGGGAUGUAAAUUCUGAAAUGAAGCUUAGGUAGUCAAAGAUGAUAAGUAAAAAAUUCUAUGACCCCAGCCCCACCCCAGAUCGGCAAGUGUGUUAUGUUAUCAGCCUGCGACACGGUGGGCUGUCACUCUGUACACAGCUAAAACUCAUAAUUAUUUUCAAGCCUUUACUUUUUCUUUUCUUUUUUUUAAAUAAUGAGAAGAAAAAGCAAGCCUUACGUUUGCAAAGGACUUCAUUUUUAUGUUUAAUUUUGCAAAUAAGCAGGGGGCGAGUGCCAUUUUCAGCACAUCAAAUUCUGGAGAAAGCACAAUUUUUUCAAGUGGUCGGAGACCAUACUCUCUAAAAUGUGACUAUAUGUGUAUUUGCCUUCACGUGCUAUAGCGCUAAGCCAAGUGACCACAUCUCAGUGUCACACUGACACCUCAAACUUAGCAUUCUCUUCAUCUCCAGACCUGCGACAUGUUUACUGCUCACUUUCCAUAUGGCCAGCAGCCAGGAGUCGCCCAAAGUCAGGACAUGCCUUUAAUCACUGAAGUUGACAGGGUCAGAGCUAUUGGACACUAAGCUUUCUUAGAUCUCAUUUUUAAUCUUUUGGUACCCAAAGGCCAAAUGAUAAAUUCUGGGAAGAAUUUGAAAACACACACAGAGAUACACAAUGGAUAAUACAGUCACCAAUAAAUCACAGGUGUUCUCUGCCACUGGAAAGUGUUUCCGUGGAUCAGUCCUUGAGACACUGUUCAUCGCCAAAAGCGCAGCCAGACGUUUCAUACAAUUCAUUCUGCUCUGUAACCACCGUGGAAGACCGACCAUCUCAAAGAGAAACCGCGUGUUUAGUUUAGCUGCUACCAACAAACAAACUUAAUGUCACCUACAUCUAACCUAUUAGUCAGUUGUACUCAGUAACAUACCUAGGGGAAA